This is a messenger RNA of Exophiala bonariae, 966 nucleotides long. RefSeq lists its product as uncharacterized. NCBI's taxonomy places the organism in Eukaryota, Fungi, Ascomycota, Eurotiomycetes, Chaetothyriales, Herpotrichiellaceae. Gene Ontology annotation, molecular function: 8-oxo-dGDP phosphatase activity. The transcript is spliced from 2 exons. The coding region runs from base 1 to 966 and encodes 321 amino acids. The record is from RefSeq and is a predicted model, not a curated record.
AUGGCGUUGAAGUCAAAUUUAGAUCUGGCAUUUGAUUGCGACAACUUUCCAUACUAUUCGGACAGCCCAGAGAUAUACUUGGCCAAGUUGGCGGAGUACUAUCAUUUCAAAUUGGAAGGAUGUGACGCAACAUUGGGCUACAUGCCUGCGAGGAUAGCAACACAGAUGCCCAUCAACAAGCACUGGAGCCGAGAUGAUGAACGAAAGACUCUUACGUUUCAGCCUCGUGACGAUGAAGGAGCACCCGUCGUGGAUUUCGAAUCACGGAAUUGGAUACUGGCAGAUUUUCUGUACGAAGUACGGGAGAAGAAGAUUUUCCAGGUGCUGAAUGGAUGGCGGAGUGAACGCUUUCCUAUCUAUGGACCUCAGAAGGAGACCCUUUUGAGUAUGGAACGCUCGGCAACACCACUCUUCGGCGUUGUCACCUACGGUGUGCACAUGACAGGCUAUGUUGAGACAGACCAGGGCUUGAAAAUAUGGGCACCACGCCGAGCAUUGAACAAACAGACGUAUCCUGGCAUGAUGGACAACACGGUGGCUGGUGGACUCGCGAUCGGUGAAAAGCCAUUUGAGUGCUUGAUUCGAGAGGCAGAGGAGGAGGCCUCCCUUCCCGCUGAUCUGGUCCGCACAGCUCAAGCCUGUGGUGCUGUCACUUAUUUCCUUGUUCGAGACCCCAAAGCUGGAGGAGAGACGGAUCUCUGCCAGCCAGAGGUCGAAUAUGUGUAUGAUCUCAAAAUGCCACCAGAGAUCACCCCUCAACCCAGUGAUAACGAAGCUAUCGACUUUCAACUUUUGACGAUUGAAGAGGUCAAGGAUGCCAUGGCUGCUGGCAAAUUCAAACCGAAUUGCGCUCAUGUGUUGUUGGACUUCUUUAUGAGACAUGGCAUAUUGACGCCAGAGAACGAGCCUGAUUAUGUCGAAAUCCUCGCAAAAGUCCACCGGAGGUUGGAGUUUCCAACCAUUUAA